AUGCGCGUUCCACUCCUUCCGCGGCUUCCCUCGCCAUGUCCCAAUGCAUCCUCCCGCGUUCCGCAUUGCUUCCCCUUCCUUCGCGCAGCUUCCCUGGGUCGAAUCAACUCAACGGACAAGGAUUCCUCAGCCAGCUGGGACUCCCCUCUUUGCCAGCCGCUCAUUGCCGCGGGACUGGCAGCGGCAUUGCUGGCCUCCGCCCCCCGUGCUCUUGCGGAAGCCGCUGUUGCUGCCGCUGAUGGCGCAGCGGCUGGUUCCGCCGCAUCAGCAGCGGCGCAGGCGUGCGGGGAGCUGCUGGGCGGGGCGGACUUCAACACUGUGGUGGCCGUGACGUGCGCGCUCGAGUUCAUUGCGCUCACUGGCGCUGCUGUGGGAGGGUACAUGGCGUUGCAGCAGGGGGCGGAGAUGGAGCGCAUUAACAAGCAGUUGAGGCAGAUCAACAUGAGCCUCAAGAGGCAGGCCCGCUUGGACGCUCCCUCCCUCGCCUACUCCCCGCCUCCUCCUAGCGCUGCCUCGCCUGCAGCCAGCACCAGCAGCAUGGCAGAGGCAGCAGCAGCUCCCGCUGCUGAAGCACCUGAUGCAGCUAGGGCAACGGCUAUGGCUGAAAUGGCUCAUGCUGCGAGUGAUGAGAGGGCAGAGCUGAUCCGCAUGCUGAAAGAGGGGAAGAAGCACCUGCGGGAUGGGCACCCAGGGUCCGCAUUUGUGGAGUUUCAUGUGGCUCUGAGCAAGGCAAAGGAGCUGGGAGAUGCGGUUGAAGAGAAGAAAGCUGCCAGAGGACUUGAGCCAGUGGCGAACAUUUACGAUGACAACGCGUCGAACGCGUCGUUCGCAAACGACCUGCGGCGCUUCUCGUAUCGCGAGCUGCAGGCGGCCACGGGGCGGUUCCGGCGCGGCAACCUGCUGGGCGAGGGCAGCUUCGGCAAGGUGUACCGCGGCUCCGUGCCGGACUGGCUCGGCGAGCUGCCACGUGGACAGAAGCGCAAAGUGGCGAUUAAAGUGCUUGAUGCUGAUAGCUUUCAGGGCUUCGGCGAGUGGAUGUCGGAGGUGCUACUGUUGGGCCGGCUGAGCCACCCCAACCUGGUGCGGCUGCUGGGCUACAGCACGGACAGGGAGGAGGCCAUCCUCGUUUAUGAGCUCCUCGAGAACGGCAGCCUCGACGCCUGGCUCUUCUCAGACGACUCCAGCAGCAGUCGUGUGCGGCGGGUGCUGACGUGGGAGGAACGGGUGCGCAUUGCACUGGAUGCGACCAUGGGUUUGGCGCACCUGCACGCGGAGAACAUCAUUCACCGCGACUUCAAGUCCUGCAACAUCCUCCUCGACCACGGCAUGCGGGCGAAGCUGACGGACUUUGGCAUGGCGACGGUGGGGCCGGAGGCGGGGCAGACGCACAUAUCCACGCGCGUGCUGGGCACCAUGGGGUACCUCGACCCCAAGUACCUCGAGACAGGCCACCUGACGCCCAAGAGUGACAUCUACGCGCUCGGGGUGGUUUACCUGGAGCUCCUCACUGGCCGCCCGCCCUCAGGCGACGACGACCAGGACGCCAAUGGGGAGGGCGGCUUGACAGCCUGGAUUCGGCCGCACAUCUCAGUGCGCCGCCCGGAUCUAGACAUCAUCUUGGACCCGCGGUUGAAGGACCAGUUCUCCCGCAUUGCUGCCCAGAAGCUUCUGGUUCUGGCCAAGCACUGCAUCAGUGAGGACCCGGUGGCACGGCCACAGAUCCAGGACCUGGUGAAGUCCAUGCAACACAUCGUUGCCAUCGGGCACUCUCGAUCCGACUCCAGUGGGUCGACCAUGUCAGGUCACAGCAGAUCAGCUUCCCUUGUCUCCGCCACAUCCGGGGGACACAGCAGAUCCGCUUCUGCUUCUUCAGCUUCCGCUAAUGAGACCGCGGUGAGCAGCGUUGCAGACAGGAAUGGUGGUAGAGACGCUAGUGGCCGGCGGAGUGGGGAAGGGUGGAACUCCUGGCGCUCGUUGUCAUGCAGAGAUGCUGGGGGAGGAAGUGACAGAGGCGCAGAGAAUGGGAUUGAUGACGGGUCAUAUGUUAAUGCUGGCAAGGGGCGGGAAAUAUCAGCGCCGGGCCUCGAGACAGGCCACCUGACGCCCAAGAGUGACAUCUACGCACUGUGCGAUGUGCAGUAUUCGCUCACCGCCCUCUGCGCUCAGCCCUACUACCGCCGUUGCUCGCGGCACUCCGUCGCUGCCGACGGUGGCUCCGCCAUGACCCACGCAGAUCUUGUUGCGCGCCAAGCGGCGAUCGCUGACGCAAGGGAUGAUGCGGAUCAGGCGGCGGGCGGAGCGGAGUUGGGGCAGGCAGCGGGUGAUAGGGGCGGGGAGUGGGCGGCGGUGGGGCUGGGGCUGGUGGAGGUGCAUCUGGCCGCCAACGAGAGCCCCGCGUCGCGCGAAAAGCGCAUUCGCGCGCUUUUUCAGACGUUCGACACCGAAAAUAGAGGCGCGCUGACGCGGAGGCAGAUAGAGAGGGGGUUGGCGCGCAUGGGCGUGCUGGUGGACUACAAGUUCUCCAAAGACCUCCUCGCCGCCAUCGACCAGAACGGGGACGGCGUGUGUGACUAUAACGAGUUCCAUCGCUACAUGGACAGCAAGGAGGUGCAGCUGUACCGCCUCUUCCAGCAGCUCGACACCGACUUCGAUGGCGCCAUCUCCCUGCAUGAGCUCGCUGCCGCGCUGCACCACGCUGGCAUACACCUAGUGGAGGGCGAGUUACAGGCGUUCAUGGAGAAGAUGGAUCGCAACCACGAUGGCGUGCUGUCCUUCAACGAGUGGCGUGACUUCCUGCUGCUCUUCCCCCACCGCGCCACCUCCAUCGCCACCGCCUACCAGUACUGGGAGCGAGUGCAGCAGGUGGACAUAGGCGAGCAGCCAGUCAUCCCCUCAGGCCUCUCUGCAUCGCUCUCCACCGCUCCCGACGCCUCCGCCCUGGCGUGGCGCUACUUCCUGGCGGGCGGCGUGGCGGGUGCCGUGUCGCGCACCGCCACGGCACCCCUGGACCGCCUCAAGGUGCUCCUGCAGUGCGCCAAGGCCACCACCCAUGCGCACCCCGCUGCUGCUGGCGCUGCCGCUGCCGCUGUCCGUGCUGGUGGUGUUGCUGGUGCCGGUGCGGUGGCAGCCGCUGCUGCUGGUGGCAGCAGCGCCGCCCCAAGGGCUGUUGGCUCGAGUGGUGCAGCAGGGAGGGCUGUGCAUGCAGCAGCGGGGGGGGCACAGGCAGGUGGCACCCGAGGGACAGUGGCAGCAGUGUCAACAGCAACAGGGGGAGCAACGGAGGGAGCAGCAAGGGCAGGCGUGGGAGGAAGGCUGUCCAGCGCCGCUUUCUCUCUCCUCCGCACCGCCUCCCCCUCGGCCCCGUCUUUCUCGCUCUCACCCUCUACACAAGCACCACCUCGCCUGCCGCCCAGCAUGCCGCUCUGGUGGCAGAACAUGCAGUCUGGCCGGCAGGCCACAAUCGCCGGGCGGCAGCAGGUGGCGGGCGGGCGGCUGACGCUGUGGCGAGCGGUGCAGCAGGUGUACGGGGAGGGCGGCGUGGGGGCGUUCUUCAAGGGCAACGGCAUCAACGUGGUCAAGGUGGCGCCCGAGUCAGCCAUCAAGUUCUAUGCCUAUGAGCUGCUCAAACGCGCCAUCUCCCCCCCUGCUGCUGCUGGGGGUGCUGGUGCUGGUGAGAAGUCGGGGGAGACGGCGGUGACGCGGCUGGUGGCGGGGGGCAUGGCGGGCGCCGUGGCACAGACGGCCGUGUACCCACUUGACCUCGUCAAAACGCGCCUGCAGACCUACCACCUCACAUACGGCCGAAACCCGCCGCCCCUCGCCGCCCUGACGGCGGAGAUUCUACAGAGGGAGGGGGCGGGCGCCAUGUUCCGCGGGCUGCUGCCGUCCAUCCUGGGCAUGAUCCCAUUCGCUGGCAUCGACUUGGCGGCGUAUGAGACGCUGCGAGACGCCUUCACCCCAUGGAUUGAACAGCGACCUGAGGCGGCGCCGGUGCUGCAGCUGGCCUGUGGCACGGUGUCAGCCACUGUGGCAGCCACCCUCGUCUUCCCCCUGCAGGUCAUCCGCACCCGGCUGCAAGCACACGUCAGCGCACCGCCCGCACCAAGCAGCGCAUUGGGUUUUGCAGCAGGAGCAGCAACGCCAGCAGCAGCAUUGUCGGCCAUGGGCGUAGCACGCAGGGGGCCAACGAUGGGGGAGGUGACACGGGAGCUGUGGCAGGAGGGGGGCGUGCAUGCCUUCUUCCGAGGUGUGGUGCCGAACCUGCUCAAGGUGGUGCCUGCUGCCAGCAUCACGUACGUCACGUACGAGCACAUGAAGAAAGUGCUCGCACUUGAUUAG
This is a messenger RNA of Closterium sp. Naga37s-1, 4338 nucleotides long. NCBI's taxonomy places the organism in Eukaryota, Viridiplantae, Streptophyta, Zygnematophyceae, Desmidiales, Closteriaceae. The record is from the annotation of a GenBank genome assembly.